Molecule: messenger RNA, 2064 nt
Organism: Ictidomys tridecemlineatus (thirteen-lined ground squirrel)
Lineage: Eukaryota; Metazoa; Chordata; Mammalia; Rodentia; Sciuridae
Gene: Atp23
Product: ATP23 metallopeptidase and ATP synthase assembly factor homolog
Biological process (GO): mitochondrial proton-transporting ATP synthase complex assembly; mitochondrial protein processing
Molecular function (GO): metalloendopeptidase activity
Source: RefSeq, a predicted model, not a curated record
AUCUAAGACAUGUUUUCACCUGGGCUUUAAAUCAUGGGGACUAAAAAAAAAAAAAAGGCUUAAAAAUAGGAGUAACAAGAUGAGUUCGGGCUUGGAGGUAGAAGUAAACAGCGUUUUGUUAUCUCAGAGUUAUUUGGGGUGGCAAGAGAGUAGGGUAGACGAAUGGGUCCAGAUGAGCCAGAAAAAAAGGAGUUGGGUUCCACAUCUUGAGGCUUUUGAUGUGACAAAUCAUUCUUUGGAAUCAAAUGUUUGAAAAUCAAGAUUUUCAAACGCUCCUGAAAGGUACUGUUUUCAAUAUGGUUUGGUAGAGUGGAUCAAAGGGACCGCAGGAGUCAGAAAAGGUGGACAAGAGAUAGCAACUGGCCUUUCCUUGGGCAAGGUAGGGAGUGGGAGGAUUGUAGAGGCCUUCAGCGGCAGAAAGGGACUUAGUGACCAGUGUUGGCCAGGAAGAGAGGAAGGAGGCAGGAAAUCCAGCAGUUCAGCAGAAAACUUCAUAAAGGUGCAUUUGGGGACCAGCCACCUACACCCAGGGGCAACUGCGAAUCGUGAGUAGCCGGAGUGCUGCCUGGGAGGGCAGCCGUCAGUCCCAGCUCCGCCCACAUGCACGAACCUCUGGCCGCGCGUAGGGCCUCUCGCCCCGCCCAGAGGCUGUAGCCACGCCCCUCUGGCGUCCCUAUCGGGGCUCAGCGACCCUGCAGCCCAACGUCCACCGUCCUGCUUAGCUGCUGGUUGGCUCAGGGGAGGAGGGGCCCGGACCGUGGGGUUGGUGGGAGCGAGGUUACCUUUUCCUGUAUCACACCGGAGUUGGAUCUGGAGGAAGCUGCUGCAAAGUCUGCAGCGGCAUGGCGGGAGCUCCGGACCAGCGCCAACCUGGCCCCGCAGCAGGGGAGCAGCUGCAGCAGCCACAAGUCUCGUGCCAAGUCUUCCCGGAACGGCUGGCCCAGGGGAAUCCCCAACAAGGGUUCUUUUCCAGCUUCAUCACCCAUAACCAGAAGUGUCAGCAAAUGCUCCUGAAGACGGUGGAAACAAAUCCAUAUGUCAAACUUCUACUUGAUGCCAUGAAGCACUCUGGUUGUGCUGUAAACAAAGAAAGACACUUUUCUUGUGAAGAUUGUAAUGGAAAUGUUAGUGGAGGUUUUGAUGCUUCAACAUCUCAGAUUGUUUUGUGCCAGAAUAACAUCCGUAACCAGGCCCACAUGAGCAGAGUGGUCACCCACGAGCUCAUUCACGCAUUUGAUCAUUGUCGUGCUCAUGUCCACUGGUUCACUAAUGUCAGGCAUUUGGCCUGCUCAGAGGUUCGAGCUGCUAACCUUAGUGGGGACUGUUCACUUGUAAAUGAAAUAUUCAGGUUACGGUUUGGAUUAAAACAACACCAUCAGACUUGUGUGCGAGACAGAGCAAUUCUUUCUAUCCUGGCUGUUAGGAAUAUCAGCAAAGAAGUAGCUGAGAAGGCUGUUGAUGAAGUUUUUGAAUCUUGCUUCAAUGACCAUGAACCUUUUGGAAGGAUCCCACAUAAUGAGAAAUAUGCAAGAUAUGCUCAUAGAGACUUUCAAAACCGGGAUCGAUAUUACUCAAAUAUAUGAAUGACAUUUUAUAUUACAGAGCUUCAAUCAGCAUGAAGAAAAAAAUAUGGUUCUCAAGAAAACAAAUGUACAAAAUAUAAAUGAUCAAUUAAAUACAGAUGAAAUGCAGAAGAUACUUUAAUAUAUGAUCAGAAAGAGUAACAGGCAAAAAAUGAAAUUGUUUUAAGCCACAAGGUUAAAAUUAUGUCUUUGGAGUUAAUCAUUUGCUAAUUAGGAUGAAUAAAUUACAUUUUGUAUUUUCUACUGUAUACUUGUAUUUUUUAAUAUUUUAUUUAUUAUUUUGAUUUAUUUUUAUUACAUGAGAUUAUUUUAAAAUCUGAUUAUGAAACCUAUGAAGUAUGUCCUUGUCUGAUGUUGACAGGGGAUCAAAGUUGAUAUUUACAUUAAAUGUAAAGAAAAAUGAACUGAUCUCAUUGUAGGACAUUUUAAAAAAUAUUGUCAUAAUUAAAACAUGUAAAGAAUUAAAGUUGAGAAUAACUCA